This is a messenger RNA of Soboliphyme baturini, 369 nucleotides long. NCBI's taxonomy places the organism in Eukaryota, Metazoa, Nematoda, Enoplea, Dioctophymatida, Soboliphymatidae. The record is from the annotation of a GenBank genome assembly.
AUGAACCGCGGAAGCAGACGAAACGCUGAAGACCGUAUUGUCGGUGGGUCGUACGAUGACCGGGCAUGUUCACGGUUCAUUAGCUCGGGACGAGCCACGUCGCCUGAUCUUCGAUCGUACGGACCCAAGGGGGUCGCCGCCGUGUGGUCCCCCGGUCAGAGCAGGAGAACAUGCCGGGUCGGUCCCCGGUUAGUUAAACGCAAUGGCCGUAACGGUUGCAAAACCGGUGCCCCUGUCGGCGGUUCCUCGUUGCAAAUAAGCGAUUUUUCACCGGAAACACGGGACGAGCUGUCGAGCUCCAUCACUGUUCGACGUUACACGUCAAGUCAGGCAGCUGCCGUUGACGUCCUGACCCUGGGAGCGGCGUGA